GCAUUUUUAGCCCUUAAAUUAAAAGGCUCUGUCUUUAUCUGAUGGCCACAUAUCUCUCUUCUUUUUUCUAGACUCUUAAAUUGGGAAUCUUCACUCAGCUUUGUGAUCAAUUAAUCCUAGCCUACUCCUUCACGCUAACGCCUUUUUAAUUUAAUUGAAUUUAAAUUGUGAUUCUUAUCUUAAUAUUGCAGAGUUUUGUGUCAUCAUCACUUAGCAUAUUGCAGUGAGGUAUUUGAUCUGAAAAUUCUGUACCAAUUUCAUGGCGGAACUGAUAGGGCCUCGCUUGUACAGUUGCUGUAAUUGUAGAAACCAUGUGUCACUCCAUGAUGAUAUCAUUUCUAAGGCUUUUCAGGGAAGAAACGGCCGAGCUUUUCUUUUUUCCCAUGCCAUGAAUGUUGUCACAGGACCAAAAGAAGACAGGCAUCUCAUGACUGGCCUUCACACCGUUGCUGAUGUUUAUUGUGGUGAUUGCCGUGAGGUCUUGGGUUGGAAGUAUGAAAAAGCUUACGAAGCAUCCCAGAAGUACAAGGAAGGGAAAUUCAUACUCGAGAAGUCAAAAAUAGUUAGGGAGAACUGGUAGCACUCCCGUAUGAAUUACAAUGCUGCUUGAUCGUCUUUUAUGUCUACGUUCGUUCAUGGUUUGUGCUGGUCGUCUUGUACAGGAAGUUCUUGCCUUACCCAAUUUGAAAUUUCUUAUUGUUUUCUCCAACUUGCAUUAUUCCCUUGUGCUAUAUGACUACAAUUGAACUUGUAAGAUUCAUCUUCUGGUCUGUGGAUAUCAACUUGAGAAAUCUUUUGAGAACAGUAUCUGCUGCAAACUAUGCCAUUUUACAUAUAUCUGUAUAAUAUUUUUUGUUUAGCUUAA
This is a messenger RNA of Arachis duranensis, 865 nucleotides long. RefSeq names its product protein yippee-like At4g27745. Lineage: Eukaryota; Viridiplantae; Streptophyta; Magnoliopsida; Fabales; Fabaceae. Bases 260 to 580 code for a protein of 106 amino acids. The record is from RefSeq and is a predicted model, not a curated record. The transcript is spliced from 3 exons.